Ceratosolen solmsi marchali is the source of this 2940-nucleotide messenger RNA. RefSeq names its product cullin 3 (gene Cul3). Gene Ontology annotation, molecular function: ubiquitin protein ligase binding. Lineage: Eukaryota; Metazoa; Arthropoda; Insecta; Hymenoptera; Agaonidae. Gene Ontology annotation, cellular component: cullin-RING ubiquitin ligase complex. The record is from RefSeq and is a predicted model, not a curated record. Gene Ontology annotation, biological process: ubiquitin-dependent protein catabolic process. The transcript is spliced from 14 exons. The coding region runs from base 485 to 2821 and encodes 778 amino acids.
GGGGGUCCAGGAGCGAAAGGGGAGUGAGGGAGCUAGAGUGCGAGUGAAAGGGGCGGAGGGAGGAGGGAGAGAGUGUCAGUGAGUAGUGUGCGGCUGGUAUGUAAGAGAGAAACAGAGAGAAAAAGAGAGUGAGAGAGAGUGAGAGAGAGAGAGAGAGAGAGAGCGAGAAAGAGAAGGAGAGAAGGACACAGAGAUAAAUCUACCUAUCAUCGGAGGGCCGCACGCCGCGCCAGGAAGAGAAAGACCACUGUUGGACAAUAGAAGUGUGUACAAGUCUGGAAUAUAUACAAACGCACAUCUCGGCUUGUGCAGUGAGAUUUAUUACGUGCCCUCUAAUAAACAUUCCUACGACAAACAUAUUUGAAAAGAGUUAUUGCAUUAACUAAGAGCAUUGCUGUGUUGUCAAUGAGCACACCGUGGAUUAAGCAGUGUACCGUUGGUCUAACGGCAGGAAAAUAGUACACCAAGUAGUCACUAAUUGAACAUGAUGAAGAGUGCUUUGCCAAAAAAGGAAAGCAAAAUGCGCAUAAGAGCUUUUCCUACAUCUAUGGAUGAAAGAUACGUGGAAAAUAUUUGGGCUCUUCUAAAAAAUGCAAUUCAAGAAAUACAAAAGAAAAAUAAUUCCAGUCUCAGUUUUGAAGAACUUUACCGAAAUGCAUAUACAAUGGUACUUCAUAAAUAUGGCGAAAGGCUUUACACGGGACUGAAGGAAGUCAUUACACAUCAUCUUGUGAACAAAGUGCGCAAAGAUGUACUAGAUUCUCUUCAUAAUAAUUUUCUACAGACUUUAAAUCAAGCAUGGAACGAUCAUCAAACAUCUAUGGUGAUGAUAAGAGAUAUUCUUAUGUACAUGGAUCGGGUUUAUGUACAACAAAACAACGUGGACAAUGUAUUUAAUUUGGGCCUCAUUAUAUUUCGUGAUCAAGUCGUUAGAUACGGAUGCAUAAGAGAUCAUCUACGUGAAACAUUACUAGGGAUGGUGGCUCGAGAAAGAAGAGGUGAAAUCGUUGACCGUAUAGCGAUAAAAAAUGCUUGCCAAAUGUUAAUGUUAUUAGGUAUUAACAGUCGUCAAGUUUACGAAGAAGAUUUUGAACGACCUUUCUUGCAGCAAAGCAUUGAAUUUUAUAAGAUGGAGUCACAGAAAUUUUUAGCUGAAAAUAGUGCAUCCGUUUAUAUAAAACAAGUUGAAGCUAGAAUCACCGAAGAGUCAGAAAGGGCCAAACAUUAUUUAGACGAAUCUACGGAACCUCGGAUAGUGGAAGUUGUUGAAGAGGAAUUAAUUAAAAAAAAUAUGAAAACGAUAGUAGAGAUGGAAAAUAGCGGUGUUGUUCAUAUGCUUCAAAACUUGAAGACUGAAGAUCUUGGAUGCAUGUAUAAAUUAUUCUCUAGAGUUACCGAUGGAUUAAAUACCGUUUGUGGAUGUGUAUCACAGUAUUUAAGAGAAAGAGGACGAGCAUUAGUUCAAGAAGAAUUGGAAUCUGGCACCAAUGCAGUGCAAUUUGUGCAAAAUCUUUUAGACUUAAAAGAUCGUUUCGAACACUUUCUUCAUUAUUCAUUUAGUAACGAUAAGCAGUUUAAGCAAAUGAUUGCAUCAGAUUUUGAAUAUUUUUUAAACUUAAAUACGAAGAGUCCCGAAUACCUAUCAUUGUUCAUUGACGACAAAUUAAAAAAAGGUCUUAAAGGGAUGACUGAGCAAGAAAUUGAAGGUAUUUUGGAUAAAACGAUGGUAUUAUUUAGAUUUCUUCAAGAGAAAGACGUUUUCGAAAGAUAUUAUAAACAACAUUUGGCCAAGCGACUUUUGUUGAAUAAAUCCGUUUCGGAUGAUAGUGAGAAAAAUAUGAUAUCGAAAUUGAAGACUGAGUGUGGCUGUCAAUUCACAUCAAAAUUAGAAGGCAUGUUCAAGGAUAUUACUGUUAGUAAUACGAUUAUGGAAGAAUUUAAAGAACAUAUACUAGCUUAUGGAAUGACAUUGAGCGGUGUCGAUUUGAGUGUACGAGUUUUGACAACUGGAUUUUGGCCAACCCAAGCUGCGACUCCGAAAUGCAGUAUGCCUUCCGCACCCCGCGAUGCCUUCGAUGCCUUUCGCCAUUUUUAUCUUGGUAAACACAGUGGUCGCCAACUAACUUUACAGCCACAAUUAGGUUCAGCGGAUUUAAAUGCAAUUUUUUACGGGCCAAGAAGAGAAGAAAGCAAUCUUGGAGCGGAUUGUCCAUCUUCCUCUCAAGGAUUUGGAAGCAAUGGUAGUAGCCAACGCAGUAAUAGUGGAACGUGCAUUGCACGGAAGCACAUAAUUCAAGUCUCAACUUAUCAAAUGUGUGUCCUGAUGUUGUUCAAUAACAGAGAAAGGUUAACGUAUGAAGAGAUUCAAAACGAAACAGAUAUUCCUGAGAGGGAUUUAAUAAGGGCACUACAGUCAUUAGCUAUGGGAAAAGCAACGCAACGAGUUUUAUUGAAAUAUCCACGAACAAAAGACAUAGAACCAUCUCACUGUUUCUGUGUAAACGACAGUUUUACGAGCAAACUUCAUAGAGUUAAAAUUCAAACUGUAGCAGCUAAGGGGGAAUGUGAACCAGAAAGGAAAGAGACGAGAAAUAAAGUUGAUGAAGAUAGAAAGCAUGAAAUCGAAGCUGCGAUAGUUCGUAUAAUGAAAGCUCGUAAACUAAUGGCACAUAAUAUAUUAGUGGCUGAAGUAACAGAUCAAUUGCGAGCGCGAUUUUUACCUUCGCCAGUUAUUAUUAAAAAACGUAUCGAAGGAUUAAUUGAACGAGAAUAUUUAGCCCGUACGCCGGAAGACAGAAAAGUCUAUACGUACGUCGCAUAAUCCUGAUAAGGAUUUGUACAAACAUAAACUACCGGGUUUGGAUCUUAGUAACCCAGAUCUUCAUGAAGCGUUAUUAUAAGUUUUAAAAAUAAAAAAAAAAACACUGUCAGUAAAAUUAA